Messenger RNA from Seminavis robusta, 4140 nucleotides. NCBI's taxonomy places the organism in Eukaryota, Bacillariophyta, Bacillariophyceae, Naviculales, Naviculaceae. The record is from the annotation of a GenBank genome assembly.
CGUGCUUCGGAAUUUCCAGGUGGAAGAUCGCAGCUGCCAACAAAGAUGCAUGUCGACAAUGAGGAUCUUUGCUGUUGUCGGCUCUGUGAUUGAUGAAUGGUGUGAAUGAUUCGAUCCCAUCACAGAAAGCCAGCAAUAUCCCAUUUCCAUGCUAGCAAAAGCCCGAGUUUCAUAAAAAGGAAGAGAUAAUUAUCUUUCAAAGGGCACAGGAGAACUGGAUCGUCCUUCCUGUCUGACAUCGAACAAGACAUAGCCAUGAGGAGCAGUUACGGCUUGCGUUUGGCUACCAGGUUCCUGAUGGCACUGUUGCUGGUAUCCUUGCAGGGAGGACAAGCAUGGAUGGCAGUCUCGGUGGGAUCCUUGUUGUCCAGAGCAGCUGGCUUGAGUUUGCAUACCAAGUCAGCCCUGCAAUGCCGCUGUGGCAACAGUGGUGGAUCCUGGACACAGGGACUCCGUCGUGCGGCACUGCCAUUGUGGACCAGCAGUUCGUGCCUCUUCCAAUCGACCGCUACGGCAGCCCAAGAGACCGUUGGCAGCAGCAGCAACAAAAAGAACAGUUUCCUAGCUCCGCCCAACCGAGAGGGUGUUACCAAGAUAUUGGCAGAUGAUCCAGAAUUUGUCAAACCAGAUCCUGAUUUGAGAAAAUAUCGAUGGAUUCAAUUGGCCAACAAUCUGCAGGUCUUAUUAGUCAGUACUACCGAAACUACCAGCAAGGACGAGGACGAAGAGGAAGAAGAACAGUCCCAUGUGGAGGCUGCAGCUGUGCAUGUCCAAGCAGGACAUUUUGAUGAUACCAUUCCAGGGUUGGCUCACUUCAACGAGCACAUGCUCUUUCUGGGAACGGAAAAGUACCCCGAAGAAAAUGCUUACGAAACCUUUCUGAGCAAGUAUGGAGGUUUCUCCAAUGCUUACACAGACAUGGAGGAUACCAACUAUUAUUUUUCACUUGCCACAACUGCCAAGAAAAAGAAAAAGACUACCACUACGACAACCACCAAUGGGGAAGAAUCCUGUUCUGCUGCAGACGACGACGAUGAAACUUCAGAAGCUUUAGAAGGGUCUCUCGAUCGACUUGCACAAUUCUUUAUUGCACCCAAAUUUGAAACCAGCAUGGUCGAUCGUGAAAUCAACGCCAUCGACUCGGAAUGGCGCAAUGCUCGAACCAGCGAUGCUUGGAGGAACUACCAACACCUCAAAUUAGCUGGCAACCAGGAACAUCCCUUUGCCAACUUUGGAUGUGGAAACUUGGAAACCUUGACCAACCACAACACCACAUCGCCACGACCGGCAUUGCUAGACUUUUGGAAAACCUAUUAUCAAACCUACAAUCUGCGAUUGGCAGUCGUGGGCUAUGCGUCCUUGGAUGCUCUACAGGCCAGUGUGGAGCGCACUUUUGGGGAAUUGCCAUUCUCCGAAGGACAGCAUCGGGGCACACCCGCAGAGCCAUUGGAGGAUCAGGUCUUUCCCCACGAAGAUGGCCUGUACAACCGCGGCCAAAAAGCCUUUGGGCCGGAGCAACUGCAAAAAUAUCGACAAGUCAUUCCCGUGAUGGAAACUCGAAUGCUCAGACUGUACUUUGCCUCGCCACCGGGCGACGACCCCGUGUUUCGUGAGUCCAAACCACACAGGGUGAUUUCACAUCUAUUGGGACAUGAAUCACCAGGUACCUUGCAUUCGCUGUUGAAUGAUAUGGGAUACAUUCAAGCGCUCUCUUCGGGCAUGGUAAUCUCCACGAGAGAUUUCGCCUUGUUCGGGCUCUCCCUUUCACUGACUCCCAAAGGCAUGGCCAACAAGGAUCAUGUCUUGGAUCUGUCCUUCCAAUGGCUUGCCAUGAUCAAACAAGUGGCAUUGGAUCCUGAAAAGUUACCCCUGAUGGAAGAGUACCACGGAGAGCUGAAACAAAUGUUUGUGAAUGGAUUCAAAUUCAGAGAGAAUGGUGACCCGACCGACUUUUGCUCCACUGUGGCCGAAUUGAUGUUUGAUACGGGUACUCCACCCGAGCGGAUCUUGAUUGGGAACAACGACGAGGAAAGUUACGACCCCAAAGUAACAGAAGCUUUUCUGGACAGACUCAAGCCUUCGAACUGCAUGGUCAUCGAACUCAAUUCGGAUCUGGCAAAGGCAACAGAAGAAGACAACAUCUUCCCUGACGGAUGGCAAACGGAGCCUUGGUAUGGGGCGCAAUAUCGAGUCCGGGCGUUGUCGCCGGAACAAAUGAACUCUUGGGAGAAUCCCGCUACAAUCGAUGAUCGGUUGGAGCUGCCUGGACUCAAUCAGUACAUACCCACAGAUUUCUCACUACGUUGCGACAAGGGUGUUGCCACCGCCAAUGGAGAUACGAGCAAACCAUCCGAAUCGGAGCGAAACAAACCUCCUAAAAUGAUCAUGGACCGUCCUGGGUUGAGGCUUUGGCACAAGAUGGACAAGUAUUGGCGAGUUCCCAAAGCCUUCAUUAAAUUUUCUUUGGUCACACCGGCUCCGUAUCGCUCACCGCGAACCAUGACUCUCAUUCGCAUUUAUCAACGAAUUCUGAAUGACGACCUCAAAUCCACGGUUUAUGAUGCAUCACUCGCGGGAUGCGGCUACAGAGUGUCUUGCACACCCACCGGCAUUCGCUUUUCAGUCCAAGGAUACAAUGAAAAGCUGCUGAACCUUCUCAAUAAACUCACUUCUAGGAUGCUUAGCCUGAUCGACGAGUUGAAAGAAGGCCCCGAAGCACACCCAGCUCUCUACGACAAGUUCGAAAAGGCCAAGGAAUCUCUCUUGCGAGAAACCAAGAACUAUCGGUUGGACGCUCCAUACGAGGUCGCCAGCUACAAUUCACGGUUGCUGCUGGAAGAAAAUGUAUGGUACUUGGAUGAUUAUGUAAGGGAAAUGGAGGGAGAGUAUGCGGAGAAAGAUCCUCUGACAAUGGAGGAGUGUGGUCUUCUUGCAGAAGAGAGUUUGACUGGCAGACAUAAGGUAGAAGCCUUCUGCAUGGGAAAUAUUGACGAAAGUGAGGCCCGAGAGGCGUGCCAGGUUGUGGAAGACCAUUUCUUUACUCAGAAACAGAGCCGACCGCUUAUGGAAGCAGAAAUCCCCACCUUUCGCUCGAUGCAAUUGCCCACCAGAGAAGAAGCCAAGCACAUCUUCAGGGAGGACGUUCUGGUCAGUGGCAACCGUUCGGUACCUUUGGUUUAUCAAGAGGUGGCAUAUUCACCAUCCGAAGAGAACCAUGCGAUUGAAUACAUCAUCCAAACGGGGAGUGAAAUCGAGUUGGAAUACAGCGGGAUCGCUCUCAUUGAGCUAAUGAAUCACAUUGCCUACAACAGCGCGUACAAUCAGCUCAGAACCAAGGAGCAAUUGGGCUACAUCGUGAGCACCUUCCCGCGCAAGACCAGUGGAGGUGGCUGGGGUUUCUCUGUUGUGGUCCAAAGCAGUGUUGCUACUCCUGAGAUUCUGGAAGAACGAGUGGAAGCCUGGUUGAAACAGUUUCGAGCCGAAAUGGAACAAAAAGAGGCUUCUGAGAUUGCCUUGGAAGCAGCGGCCGUGGUUUCGCAGUUGAAGGAGCGGGAUACAAAGCUUUCGCAAGAAGUGAAUACGUACUGGGGAGAGAUCAGCAACACCGAAACAUACAGCGAUCGGAUGAAGGAGCCCUUUUUUGACCGAAUGGAUCGAGUCGCAGAUGAAUUGGUGCUCCAAGAUGAAACCAAGAAACUCUCCGCCACGACGCUGAACGGCAGCGACCGUCUAACGCAGGAAGGUUUGAAGCAGCGCUUGUUGGACUUUAUUGAUCAUUACAUUGCGGCCGACAGCCCAUCUCGCCGAGCAAUGUCCGCACGUGUGUACAAUCAAAAGGCAAAGGAACUGUUCGAAGCCAAUGUCGGCAAACCUGGCAUUUUGUCAUCCUUCCCCGAUAUUCGCCACACGAAGCAAUACCUGGGUUCGUCGCCCCUGGCUCCCUACUGGAGAGUCGAGAAAUCUGAAGGGUAAACAGAUGAGUGAAUGAUCUAACUGUUGAUAGACAGGCAUCUCGCUCUAGAUAGCGGCUAAGCAAUAACGGAGAUUCAUGGAAGACGUGUAAUGUUGUUUUCGCUUAGUAGAAGGGAAUAUGUAUGUUAUCUCACAAGCAAUAUAGAUGUCUGUCAUCAUAACAAAGGU